Molecule: messenger RNA, 1936 nt
Organism: Cyclopterus lumpus (lumpfish)
Lineage: Eukaryota; Metazoa; Chordata; Actinopteri; Perciformes; Cyclopteridae
Gene: fnta
Product: farnesyltransferase, CAAX box, alpha
Exons: 9
Coding region: 47-1171 (374 amino acids)
Biological process (GO): protein farnesylation; protein geranylgeranylation
Cellular component (GO): CAAX-protein geranylgeranyltransferase complex; protein farnesyltransferase complex; cytoplasm
Molecular function (GO): protein farnesyltransferase activity; CAAX-protein geranylgeranyltransferase activity
Source: RefSeq, a predicted model, not a curated record
AUUACGUUUUUCUCUUUCCUCCACGGAUUAAGCUACCAAAUUAGCGAUGUCAGGUGUCGAGGAAAUUACAAAUGAAUCUGUAGAAGUGAAAGGAGGUAAAGAGUUUGAUGUCGAGGCUGACGACAACCUCGGCGAUGAUUACUUCCUCGACCCGACUCGAUAUAUAUUUUACAGAGACCGAAAGGAGUGGGCUGAUCUGGAGCCUGUUCCUCAGGACGAUGGACCAAAUCCUGUUGUGAAGAUCGCCUACUCUGACAAGUUCUCGGACGUGUAUGACUAUUUCCGUGCACUCCUGAAGAAUGAUGAAAGGAGCGAUCGGGCUUUCGCCUUGACGGCAGAAGCCAUUGAGCUAAAUGCUGCUAAUUACACAGUUUGGCACUACAGGCGAGUAUUGCUGCAAGCCCUGUCAAAGGACCUGAGGGAGGAGAUGAGGUACAUUACUGCCAUCAUCGAGGAGCAACCCAAAAACUAUCAAGUCUGGCAUCACAGACGUAUGGUGGUAGAGUGGUUGAAUGACCCUUCGGAGGAAUUGGAGUUCAUUGCAGACAUUCUCAGCCAAGAUGCAAAGAACUACCACGCCUGGCAGCAGAGACAGUGGGUCAUCCAGGAGUACAAACUGUGGGACAACGAGCUGGAGUUUGUGGAGAGUCUUCUGGAAGAAGACGUGAGGAAUAACUCUGCAUGGAACCAGAGGCAUUUUGUAAUUUCUCACAUUACAGGCUUCUCUGAUCCAGCCAUAGUGGAGAGAGAGAUUCAGUAUUGUCUGAUCCAAAUCAAGAAGGCUCCCCACAACGAAAGUGCGUGGAACUAUUUGAAAGGGAUGCUUCAAGACCAAGGUCUGUCGUCUCCGCCAGGCCUGCUGGAGCGGGUCCUUGAGCUGAAGGAGACGCACUGUUCACCGUAUCUUCUUGCAUUUCUGUUUGAUUGCUACGAGGACGUCUUGGAGAACAGCAACAAAAAAGAAAACAUGUCGGAAGGGGACCGAAGGGAAACUUUAGGAAAGGCUCUAGAAAUUUGUCAACUAUUGGCUCAGGAGAAGGACACCAUCCGUAAGGAGUACUGGCGGUUUUUAGGACGUUCUUUGAAGAACAAAUGCAGUGGCCCCUCUGAGCCCAUGGCGGAUGAUCCUGAACCAUCGGGCCCAGCAUCCGGGCCGCAGGAGAUAAAUUAGACCACCAAGAGGCUCGCACCAUUUCCACUCCAACCCGGCUCCGUCGGUACCGUCAGCAGAACCCCGCCCAUGCAGUGUAAUAUUAUGGAUAAAUGCUAUUCUGAGAGUUUCUUAAAAUGACCACUAACAUGAGAUCGCCUAGGGGAUGGGGAUUCAGGUGAAAUGACACCGAUGCUCACUUUGAACUACGAAGGAAGGGGAGUGGAUUAUUUGGUCACCUUUUUUCCAUGAAGAAAAACUAGGAAUAUACUAAACAAUUAAACUGUGGAUUUUGAAAUAAUUUAGUUUGUUUAUCUUCAUCUUUACAUUAAUGAAAGUGUCUGUUCCCACAUGGUUUGAGUCUGAAUACAUCUGUCUUUUUGUUUUGAGCCUAUAAAUCUUUGUUUGACAGCAGGCCCCAUAGAGCCCACUGAUAAACUCCCUGUUGGGGCUUUUCAUGAACACUGAAUUUAAUUUCAUGUCUGAUUGAUGGUAGAUACACAUCUUAUGUGUAUAUCCAUUUAGAGAAAGAAAAACAUUAACAUGCUGUAUUAUGGGUUGGAUUGGUCUUAACUCUCACAUUUUCCAAAUAGAUAUUUUUGAAUGGACACUCAUUGGUGACCUAACUCCAAUUAUGACACCUCAGAGCGUAGCGUGCAUGUAAAAGCAGACCUCAUAGAGUCAUGGAGCCUGUUUGGUGGUGUAGGUUAUAGCGUAUGCAUUGUACACGUGUAAUGGAAGGCGGCAGAAAGCAUCCUGAAGCAUAAAAAUAAAAUGUUCUUGUAA